CUUCAAUGCUGGGGAUUCAGAAACACAUGCAAAGUUUUAAACGUGACGUCACGGGGCCUCGUCCAAUCACAGGGCUGCUGCUGUGUUCGCCCCGGCCCUUCUUCUGCAGCUCCGGGUCUGACGGUGCCACGGGGUCCGUUCCAAUACCGAAAGUGUCCCACGGUAUGGCCGCCGUAGAAAUGGCCGCUACCGUGCCGGAGGAAACACCCGCAGUGAGUGUCGGGAACGAUACCCCACCGGAGGAGACAACCGAGGGGGACGGGAAAGAGAAGGACAAAGGCCCCGACGAACCGGAAACCGAGGAGCCGGGCGGCAGCGUAGAGCCGAAGAACGAGGAGGCGAACGCGGAGGCCGGCGAGGAGACUACCGGUGCUGCGGCAGACAAGGCCCCGAGCGAGGCGGUGACAGAGGCGGUCACCGACAACGACCAGGAGGCAGCGGCCGCCCCGGAGGAAGCCGAACCCGGGGAGCCGAAGUCCGAAGAGCCGAAUAACGAACCCGCCAUGAAAGAAGUCAAAGAGGAGCCCGGAGAAGAACGACGGUGUGCGGGGAUAGAUGGGGAGAAGCCGAGCGGAGGAGGCGGGGAGAUGAGCGACAAGAGGCGGCCGAGUGUGGAGAUCUCAUCCUCGGACGGGGAACCGCUGAGCCGGAUGGACUCUGAGGACAGUAUCAGCAGUACCCUCAUGGAGAUGGAGAGCACAGUGUCCAGUGGGCGAUCCACCCCAGCCAUGAUGAACGGACAGAGCAGCGCCGGUUCCUCCGGGGCCAAGACCGUGGCCUACCCCUGCUGCUGGGAUCUCUGUCCACAGUACUUUAACAACAGUCCGGACCUCGCCGAGCACAUCAGAGGCAUUCAUGUGGACGGACAAAGAGGGGGGGUAUUUGUGUGUCUAUGGAAGGGUUGUAAGGUGUAUAACACUCCAUCCACCAGUCAGAGUUGGCUUCAGAGGCACAUGUUGACCCACAGUGGAGAUAAGCCCUUCAAGUGUGUAGUCGGUGGCUGCAACGCUAGUUUUGCCUCCCAAGGAGGUCUAGCACGUCAUGUCCCCAGCCACUUCAGCCAGCAGAGCUCGUCCAAAAUGUCCAGCCAGGCCAAACUCAAAGAGGAGUCACCCUCAAAGGCUGGUCUCAACAAGAGGAAGAAGCUCAAGAACAAACGCAGGUGCUCCCUACCGAGGCCCCAUGACUUCUUCGAUGCCCAAACCAUGGACGCUAUUCGCCACCGGGCAAUCUGUCUGAACCUUGCCACCCACAUCGAAAGUGUAGGAAACGGCCACAGUGUGGUCUUCCACAGCACGGUGCUGGCCAGGAGGAAAGAGGGGUCUGGCAAAGUGAAGGUCCUACUACACUGGACACCUGAGGAUAUACUGCCUGAUGUGUGGGUAAAUGAAACUGAGCGGUCUCAGCUGAAGACGAAAGUGGUGCACUUAUCCCAGUUACCGCAGGACACAGCCAUGCUACUAGACCCAAACAUCUAUAGAGCACUUCCUCAGAAGCGUCUGAAGCGAAGCCUGUGAGGAGUCGUCUGUGGACUCCAUACUUAUGGGGGAUCCUUGUUCAUGGGCGGUUUAUCUAUAUGGGAUGGGACGCUCUUCAUCUGUCUCUGCUGAUCGGCCCAUUAAAAAGAAGUGAAACCUGGCGACGCUACAGUUGUCCUUUUUAUCUCUGUUUCAAAGUCUUGUGUAUAGGAAAUAAUCGACGCUGCCAAGUGUGGCGUGGAAUGGGGCAAACAAUCUAAAGAGUUGUGUUCAUAAAACUUACAUGAUUUUUUUUUUUUUACAAGCACCUAACUGAAAAUAUUCUUCGUGCCCGAUGGUGUAAAAACAGGUUUGUGUAAUCCAAUCGGAAAAUCCUGCAUUUUUUUUAUAACUGUUUUGUAUAAUAUUCAUGCAGAUUUGUAACUUAUUUUUAUACCAUAAUAAUACUGAUGUACUGUGGAUUUUUUUGUGAAGGUUUUUGAAUAAAACCAUAUUUGCUGUGAUAAUCUAUAUUAACUCUCACCUGUUGUCAGACGUCUGUCAUGUUGUAUCUGACAGAAGUCUUUAAAAUCAUCCUAUUUAUACUCACCACAUGCUGUGCUGUUGACAGUGUCUAUGUCGAUGAAGUGUUGGGUGAUGUCAGUUAUGUACACGAUGCAAAACGUUGCAAUAGCAAUAGCUCAGUAGUUCAGGACACAGCCAUGUAGUUGUUCAUCUCGCUCAGGAGAUGUCCUCACUAUGUGGUUUUUGGUGCUUCUUUGAAAAUGCUUACAGAUGCUUUAAAAGGACUUACUGCUGUUCUGAAAAUGUUUCUUGAAUCCACAAAGGCUCCUCUAACUGUUUGGAUGGAAGAAUAGAGAUGGCAGCUUGGAUAGGAAAUGGAGUCUUCACAACUUGUGAAGUGUGUUUAAAAAUAACAAACAUUAUCAUGUAUCAGACAAAAUACUUUUUCAUCCAGACAGUUAGAAGAGCCUUUGAGCAUUCUGGAAAUACUUCCCUCUAGGGCUGCAACUAACGGUUAUGUUUGUCGUGUAUUAAACUGCAUAUUAUUUUCUUGAUGAAUCCAUUUAUUGAUCAUUUACCCACAACCCAAUCUGUGAACUGACUGUUCUGCUGACUCACAUGGAAGACAAAAACAGGGUGAAUACUCAUGUUUAACCCUUAAAGAUCUAACAAAACCCAACGCAUCUACUGAGCUAAAAUGCUUAACAACUUUCGAUCCUGUCGAUACAUUGAAAUAUUUAGGUACAAUGUAGGUUCUCAGAUUUUUAUUGACUUUAGUUACAACCCAUUUGGAUGUUCUGAGGCUCCACAGUGAACGUGGAAACACUGUCAUCUUCUAAAACACUGAUACACUAGUAAAACUCAAGUAGUUUGACAAAUGCUAGUGAUUGCAGAUGCUUGUUUUUAUGUUCAAUUUAUGAUAUGUUUUGCUGAAGAAGUCACUUUUUCUUCAAUUUCCUCUGUUUUUAUAUCAUAACCUUUGAAUUUACUCAGAGCUUUUAUGAACAUCUCCAUGGGUAGUAAACUAAAUUUAGGAAAAUAUGUGAUUUUAACUAAAUAUGCAAAAUGCCGAGGAUAAUAAUGUAAUACAUUGUGAUAACUCACUUAAUAAUGGUUACAUGUAGGGAUAAAUUAAUUUGGAAGUUGCCACAAAUAUAGUUCCAUGUCUUUAAAAGGCUACGAAGCAAAUGUUUUUUCACUUCACUGAAUAAAUCACUAAAAAUUAUUAACUGCUCAUUUAAUCAGUCGCUGUAACUUUUCAUUCUCAAACAUUGUUAACCCUCAAAAUACAAGCUGCUGCUACUUCUUAAAGGUUCUUGUUGAGCUCCAGAGCUCAUAUUUUCAGAUCCAGAUUUUGUAAUUAACUUCAGAAACGCAGUGAGUCACUUUAACUUCCAUCUGGACUGGAUUUUUCAAUUAUUAGAGAUAAAUAAUUAUUAGGGAAAUCAGUGGUCAGUUUUGUGACUCAGUUGAUCAUUAAUACAUAAGUGGAAUCAACUGGUGUGAGUCUGGAGAUAGAAUGGCAUAAAAAUGACUAACAUUUCAGCACACACUUUCAGUACACAAAGCGUUAUCUCUUCCAGUUUUUUUUCUCUCUCAAAUAUUGUUAACUGAAUAUUUAAGAACUCAAGAAUUGUUAUUAUCAGAUGUGUUUUCUACUGUAUGUUGUCGCUGUUGGAAAUGGAAAACUGUGUUUGUAAUAAAAUGGGAAAAUGACA
Molecule: messenger RNA, 3700 nt
Organism: Sphaeramia orbicularis (orbiculate cardinalfish)
Lineage: Eukaryota; Metazoa; Chordata; Actinopteri; Kurtiformes; Apogonidae
Product: zinc finger protein aebp2-like
Exons: 9
Coding region: 6-1517 (503 amino acids)
Biological process (GO): regulation of transcription by RNA polymerase II
Cellular component (GO): ESC/E(Z) complex
Source: RefSeq, a predicted model, not a curated record